Molecule: messenger RNA, 1417 nt
Organism: Agelaius phoeniceus (red-winged blackbird)
Lineage: Eukaryota; Metazoa; Chordata; Aves; Passeriformes; Icteridae
Gene: TMEM74
Product: transmembrane protein 74
Source: RefSeq, a predicted model, not a curated record
GGAAUCGCUUAUCCCAGCGCGGCCGGUUCUCGCUGAGGUCCCGAGAAGAGCGUGAGUGAGCAGCGGCUGUGAGCGAUCACCUGACACAAGCCAUGUCCCUAACAAAACGUUGGUGAAAAAGUGGUGAAGAAAAUUUCUGGGAUACAGCAGCGCCAGUACUGUGAAGCCGCUUCUGCAGGUCAGGGGCAGCAUUUGCUGGAGGAUGCCGUAGCCCAGGAGGUGAGGCUCGUGGGGACAAGGUCGAUGGCUUGCAUGGAGCUUCUCUACCUGGCCGAGGAGAGCAGAGAGGUGCCCCUGGGCACCACUACUGGCUGGAGCCUGCCCCCCCAUCCCUACGAGCAGCAGCAGUGUGAGGGGGGUGAGGUGGACCCCAGAGCAGCCGCUGCCGUGGCAGCCCUGCACUGUGAACGGCACUGCAAGCCCUUGCAGAGGGGCCCUGUGGCCGAGCCCCCCCUGGCAUCCCAGCCCUCCUCCCUGGGCACCUUGCCCCAGGAGCACCCUGCCCCCUCCCAGCCCUGCCACCCAGCCGAGAGCUUGUCCAGGGAAGAGGAUGGAGGGAAGAAGAAAGCCUGCUGCUGUGCCCAGGAACUCGAGACAUCCUUCACUUAUGUGGAUGAAAAUGUAAAUCUGGAGCAUGCAAGAAGUCCCCCCACUCCUACAGGUGGCCAGGAUGCCCCUCUGCAGCAGCAUUCCUGCAGGGAGCUGCCACCUGAAUGGGCACACGAUUCUCCUUCCUUGGUCUCUGAGGAGGACGAUGCUGCCUCGGAGGCAGCAGCUGGGAAAUCCGUUGACUAUGGAUUCAUUAGUGCCAUUUUGUUCCUGGUUAGUGGCAUUUUGCUGGUGAUAAUUUCCUACGUGGUACCCAGAGAUGUGACUGUGGAUCCCAACACUGUGGCUGCCCGGGAGAUGGAGAGGCUGGAGAACGAGAGCGCAAGGAUCGGUGCUCACUUGGACCGCUGUGUUAUCGCUGGGCUGUGUCUCUUAACCCUGGGGGGCGUGGUGCUCUCCAGCCUGCUGAUGAUGUCCAUGUGGAAAGGGGAGCUGUACCGGAGGAGCAGGUUUGCAUCCUCCAAGGAGUCUGCAAAGCUGUAUGGAUCUUUCAAUUUUAGAAUGAAGUCUGGAGCAAAUGAUAAUAUGCUCGAGCUGUCGUUAGUUGAGGAAGAUGUGCUUGCCAUAGAUAAUUAGUGUGGUCAUGAUUUUUAAGGCAGCAUUUCUACAGGAAAAUAUGUUUCAUUAAAGAAAGCAGAUGCAGCUAAAGAUAGCUGGUGAUGCAGUUUAUUUGUCUGACAAGAAUGGUGUUAUCUUAAGCUCUAUAAUCAAAUGUUUGCAAUAUAUGAGUACUUGUUGUAAAGGGGAACUGUGCCAGAUGAAAUGCAAAUCAUAUAAAAUAAUGAAAACCACUGAAUAAAAAGAGACU